UUAGAUACCCGAGUUAUUGGGGAGGUAGAGGACAUUAUUCUCCAACCAUCACCUGAGGACAAAUAUGGUGGCCUCAAAUCCGAGUUGAUCCGUAGGUUGUCCACGUCUGAAGAGCAACGUGUCAGGCAACUUGUCAGUGAUGUUGAGUUGGAUGACCGCCGUCCUUCGCAGUUUUUACGUCAUCUUAGAUCAUUGGCAGGAAAAACCCUCACUGAUGAAAAUUUGCUUCGCCAGCUAUGGAUGCGUCGCCUCCCACAACAUCUCCAAGCAAUUUUGGCCGCCCAAUCAGAACUCUCGCUGGACAAAGUCGCUAAGCUAGCGGACAACAUUUUGGAAGUUUCGCCUGGUAUGGUCGCACCUCAUUCAUCUGCUGUUUUCUCAGCAAAAGAUCUUAAAAUUGCAUACGAGGAUCACAAAGCUAAAGCAAGUAAAGCAAUACAAAAGUAUCAAGAAGAUGCCUCCCUAGAAAAUACUUCCUCU
Bombyx mandarina (wild silkworm) is the source of this 480-nucleotide messenger RNA. RefSeq lists its product as uncharacterized. The record is from RefSeq and is a predicted model, not a curated record. NCBI's taxonomy places the organism in Eukaryota, Metazoa, Arthropoda, Insecta, Lepidoptera, Bombycidae.